Molecule: messenger RNA, 1335 nt
Organism: Aspergillus calidoustus
Lineage: Eukaryota; Fungi; Ascomycota; Eurotiomycetes; Eurotiales; Aspergillaceae
Source: the annotation of a GenBank genome assembly
AUGCGCACGAUUAUACAAUGCUAUUAUUCGACGGGCUUCCGUAGAAGUCAGAGAGAGCGAAGAGGCGACUCUCUGCGACGGAACUGGUUCGAAGUCUACGAAAACGACCCAGUGCUGGAAGAAUACUACGAUUCCAUUCCUCCGCAGCUGAUUCCGUUUUUUGAGUCGAUCGAAAUCGCCGUUGGACCUGAUAAAAAGCCUUACCCUCGCGACGUUCUUGUCCACCACCUCCAGGCUAUCGCGUCGCCUGCGGCUAUGUUUGUCCAUCACAGUGACUCAAUGGAGGGCUGCAUUGUCCUGUUCCCGAAUAAUUCAAGCCAGCCGACUUGCAUUGGAACGGUAAUGGAGCCCGGGUUGCUGGUUACCUAUGCGGCCAGUGAAGAAACAUUCCCGCCGGAAGAUAAGGAUAACUACUGGUAUCCGCUGUCUGACCUCCUAAACAGACUACUGAAGAUGAUUAUGGUUGGCAAGUACAAGGCGGUUCCCUACGACCAGGUCAAUGAGGACAAUAACCCUUUUUGCGAGGGCCCCAACUACUGGGAGGUCAUAUCCUGGAAUGAGUACAUUCUCAACCAAGCGGUGGCGGCCUACGAGGGACUUAUAGAAUCGAUCACUAGUCGGUUACCUCCAUCAAGCCAGGAGCAAAUAUCAAAUGAGAGGGCACCUAUUGCCACAGUGGACGCCCUGGCACAGGACAUCCAGGGCUUCCCGAGAGCGUUCCUUUUCAAGGCAGCGAAACCAGGCUUCAAGUUCAUCGCCCCAGGCUUGACAGUCUAUGAUACCUCAGAUCCACCUCUGUCCGUUCGCCACGCCGUCGGCGCGGACAUGGUCGACAGAAUCGACCACCCGUACCGCGAAGUCUCUUGCCAUGAACUAAGGCACGACCCGAUCGUGCUAUUCCCAUCACUGGAGCAUCAGAAGCACAGAGACGAGCAAACUGGCCUCUGGAUCCUGCCCACAUGGGGCUGGGCCGAUACCGUCAAGCUCGUCCUCCCAUACGAUCUUUUCUCGUAUCCAGACUAUCGCGGAACGAUGAUGGACUAUUCGCCAGCAGAGGCAGGCUUUGUACCGACACGGGCGACGCUCUGGGAAACACCUCAUACCUGCCCUUUUUUCUAUGAGCAUGGAACGAGGUUAGUCAGCAUCCUUGAUCGCUGGAAGGAUCUUGUUGAGUCUGGGGUGUGGACGGUUGGCGAAGAGGGCGUAGAGGGUGGGAUGGACUUUUACCGACAGGCGUCGGAUCCUCAGAGGGCGGAGGAUUUCUGUAUAGGACAAAUUUGUUUCAAUGUGCCAGAUGUUGAUGAGGGAGAUGGAGAUGUAAUGUGGGAUACUUGA